Messenger RNA from Heterocephalus glaber (naked mole-rat), 954 nucleotides. Its product is annotated as olfactory receptor 13C3. The record is from RefSeq and is a predicted model, not a curated record. Gene Ontology annotation, biological process: G protein-coupled receptor signaling pathway. NCBI's taxonomy places the organism in Eukaryota, Metazoa, Chordata, Mammalia, Rodentia, Bathyergidae. Gene Ontology annotation, molecular function: G protein-coupled receptor activity; olfactory receptor activity. Gene Ontology annotation, cellular component: membrane.
AUGGAUAUGAUUAACCAGACAUUUGUGUCAGAAUUUCUUCUUCUGGGUCUUUUAGGAUACCCAAAGACUGAGAUCAUUUACUUUGCUGUGAUUCUAGUUAUGUACCUAGCAAUUCUAACUGGCAAUGGUAUUCUGAUCAUAGCAAGCAUCUUUGAUUCCCGUCUUCACACUCCCAUGUACUUCUUCCUGGGGAACCUCUCUUUCCUGGAUAUCUGCUACACAUCUUCCUCUGUUCCAUCAACUCUGGUGAGCUUAAUCUCAAAGAGAAGAAACAUUUCCUUCUCUGGAUGUGCAGUGCAGAUGUUCUUUGGAUUUGCAGUGGGGUCAACAGAAUGUUUGCUUCUUGGCAUGAUGGCUUUUGAUCGCUAUGUGGCCAUCUGUAACCCUCUGAGGUACCCCAUCAUCAUGAGCAAGGUGGUUUAUGCUCUGAUGGCUUGUGUGUCAUGGUUCUCUGGUGGAAUAAAUUCAAUUGUGCAAACAUCUCUUGCCAUGCAAUUACCCUUCUGUGGGAAUAAUAUUAUCAAUCAUUUUACAUGUGAGAUCUUAGCUGUCCUCAAGCUCGCUUGUGCUGAUAUAUCACUCAAUAUUAUUACCAUGAUGAUAUCAAAUAUGGCCUUCCUGGUUCUCCCUCUUCUAGUUAUUUUUUUCUCCUAUAUGUUCAUCCUGUGCACCAUCUUGCGAAUGAACUCAGCCACAGGAAGACACAAGGCCUUUUCCACCUGCUUAGCUCAUCUGACUGUGGUGAUUGUAUUUUAUGGUACCAUCUUCUUUAUGUAUGCAAAACCAAAGACCCAAGACCCAAAUGGAAAAGACAAGUUUCAAACUUUGGACAAGCUGAUUUCUUUAUUUUAUGGGGUAGUGACCCCCAUGCUGAAUCCUAUAAUCUAUAGCUUGAGGAAUAAGGAUGUAAAAGCUGCUGUAAAAUAUAUGCUGAACCAAAACCCUAUUCAAUAA